Centropristis striata (black sea bass) is the source of this 2921-nucleotide messenger RNA. It is a transcript of the gene atg7, whose product is annotated as ATG7 autophagy related 7 homolog (S. cerevisiae). Lineage: Eukaryota; Metazoa; Chordata; Actinopteri; Perciformes; Serranidae. The record is from RefSeq and is a predicted model, not a curated record. The coding region runs from base 543 to 2705 and encodes 720 amino acids. The transcript is spliced from 19 exons. Gene Ontology annotation, molecular function: Atg12 activating enzyme activity; Atg8 activating enzyme activity. Gene Ontology annotation, biological process: cellular response to nitrogen starvation; C-terminal protein lipidation; autophagosome assembly. Gene Ontology annotation, cellular component: cytoplasm; phagophore assembly site.
GUGUAACUGGGAGACGGCCCCUAACUCAUUGUCUCACAGUCCGGUUUCCGGGUGCAGACAAUUUCUCAUUUUACGGCAUCAUUCUGAUAAAAAAAUAAGCUUGUAACUUUUUUCCCCUACAUUUCUGGUUAUGCGGACUUCUUCCUGUUUGGGUUGUGACUUGCCUUGUUAUAAACCGGUUUUACUGAUGUAACAAACAGACAUAACUACAUUACUCCUGGGCGGCUCGCAGCUAUAACGUCCGCACAUAUCUGUUCAAUCCGACAUGAAAAGAAACGGCACCUACAAGUUUUUGUCAGUUUUCUCGUUUUUCAUCGUUUGUGCAUUUUUGUUUUUAUUUUGGUACUUUGUUUUUUACUCAAUGAUACUUGCACCAUAGGACACUUCACGUUAGCAGCUAAGCUAACCUCGACUGGCUACUUACCCACAGUGCACCGCUUUAUUGACAAAAAAUCCCGCGAUCACAUGAUCAACCGCACCAGGAAGUGAAGGAUUUCUGCUUGUUUCAGUACUUGUCUGUGCAUCCUGUUGGUGAAGUUGUGAUGGCGUCUGACAGCAGUGAAGCAGCGUCCUCCUCUCCAGACCUCAAGCUGCAGUUUGCUCCCUUCAGCAGCGCUCUGGAAGCCGGCUUCUGGCACCAGCUCACCCAGAAGAAACUCAACGACUACAGAUUGGACGAAAGCCCGAAAUGUAUCAAAGGAUAUUACUACAAUGGUGAUCCUCUUGGUUUGCCCACCCGCCUGACGUUGGAGUUCAGUGCAUUUGAAGUGGACGGUCCGACACCAGCUCGCUGCUGUCCAGCUGUUGGGACGCUGUAUAACACCAACACACUGGACGCCUUUAAGACCACCGAUAAGAAGGCUCUGCUGGAGAAAGAGGCCAAGGAGAUAUGGGAUGCUAUCCAGUCUGGGGCUGCGGUGAGGGACCCAUCCGUCCUCUGCAGAUUCAUUCUGCUGACCUUUGCAGAUUUGAAGAAGUAUCAUUUCUACUAUUGGUUCUGUUUCCCUGCACUCUGUUUCCCAGAGGCAAUAAAGAUUGUUCAACAGCCGGCUGCCCUGGAGCAAGUUUUCUCAGCAAAACAGAUCGCAGCCCUGCAGGAGGCCUAUGAUGACCUGUGUGUAAAAGGAGGGACCACUGCAGUGCCUUACUUCCUAAUGAAGUACACAGCUGACACUGUCAAGAUGGCUCCACUUAGGGACUGGGACACAUUCUUCACUGAUACUAAGAAGGUUACUGUGGGCGUCUAUGAUCCGUGUACUCUGUCUCAACAUCCGGGCUGGCCUCUGAGAAAUCUGCUGGUCCUCUUAGCUAACCAAUGGGGCUCUAAGCUGGACACAGUGGAGGUGCUGUCUUUCAGGGACAGAACUCUGCAGGGAAGUCGCUCUAUUCAGCACAGCGUCAUCUUCCAGAUAAAACUGCCUGAGCUUCCCCUCAACUCAGCAUGUCCUAAGAGUGUCGGUUGGGAGAAGAACCCAAAGGGGGCCAUGGGACCCAGGAUGGUCAACCUCAGUGAAUGCAUGGACCCUAAAAGGCUUGCAGAGUCCUCGGUGGACCUGAACCUGAAGCUCAUGAGGUGGAGGCUGGUUCCUUCCCUGGACCUGGACAAGGUGGUCGCCACAAAGUGUCUUCUACUGGGCGCUGGGACUCUGGGCUGCAAUGUAGCCAGGACUCUCAUGGGAUGGGGAGUGAGACACAUUACAUUUGUAGACAAUGCAAAGAUCUCGUACUCCAAUCCAGUCCGGCAGCCGCUCUAUGAGUUUGAAGACUGUCUGGGAGGAGGAAAGGCCAAAGCGAUGGCAGCUGUUGACCGACUCACCAAAAUCUUUCCUGGUGUGAAUGCAGAGGGUUACAAUAUGAGCAUCCCCAUGCCCGGUCACCCCGUCAACUUCUCCCAGGCCACUCUCUCCCAGGCCCAGAGGGAUGUGGAGCAGCUGGAGAAGCUCAUUUCAGAACACGAUGUGGUUUUCUUGCUCAUGGACACGAGGGAGAGCCGCUGGCUGCCGACAGUGAUCGCUGCCAGCAAGAGGAAGCUUGUGGUUAACGCCGCUCUCGGCUUUGACACAUUUGUUGUGAUGCGCCACGGCCUGAAGAAACCCCCCGUCAGUCAGAGUGUCUCCGCGGGGACAGACUCCUCCACUUCCUGCUCUUCUGCCUCCUCUUCGUCCUCCACACCAGCCGGCUCUGCGCCCUCCGUCCCAGGAUCCUCUCUGUUCUCCAACAUCCCGGGGCACAAGCUGGGAUGCUACUUCUGCAACGAUGUCGUGGCUCCAGGAGAUUCAACCAGGGAUCGGACUCUGGAUCAGCAGUGCACAGUGAGCCGACCAGGCCUGGCCAUGAUAGCUGGAGCCCUGGCUGUGGAGAUGAUGGUGUCCAUUCUGCAGCACAGUGAAGGAGGCUACGCAGUAGCCAGCAGCAGUGAUGACAGGAUGAACGAACCUCCCACCUCUCUGGGUCUAGUACCACAUCAGAUCCGAGGCUUCCUCUCCAGGUUUGACAACGUCCUGCCUGCAAGCCUGGCCUUCGACAAAUGCACUGCCUGCUCUCCCAUCGUCCUGGAUCACUAUGAGAGGGAAGGCUUCAACUUCCUGUCCAAGGUUUUUAAUUCUUCCCACUCAUUCCUGGAGGAUCUGACGGGGCUGACGCUGCUGCACCAGGAGACACAGGCUGCAGAGAUUUGGGAUAUGAGUGAUGACGAGAGCAUCUGAAGGACUGAAAGGACCAUCUGAGCUUUUGAAGGACUCAACGCUCCAAUCCAUCUGUUUCUGUCUGCUUUGGUUUUUAAAGAAAUCUCACAUUUAUAAAGGAAAAGGGCUUUACAGGCCAAUACAGUACAUUACGGAAUCGGAUUUACUGCAAAAAUAUUGAGUGAAUGUCUGUUUUCCACUGUGGUCACAAUAAAAACAGGACCAGUUAAUUUCCCA